Cynocephalus volans (Philippine flying lemur) is the source of this 1695-nucleotide messenger RNA. It is a transcript of the gene NOX1, whose product is annotated as NADPH oxidase 1. Gene Ontology annotation, biological process: defense response; superoxide anion generation. Gene Ontology annotation, molecular function: superoxide-generating NAD(P)H oxidase activity. The transcript has 13 exons. Lineage: Eukaryota; Metazoa; Chordata; Mammalia; Dermoptera; Cynocephalidae. Bases 1 to 1695 code for a protein of 564 amino acids. Gene Ontology annotation, cellular component: NADPH oxidase complex; plasma membrane. The record is from RefSeq and is a predicted model, not a curated record.
AUGGGAAACUGGGUGGUUAACCACUGGUUCUCAGUUUUGGUUCUGGCUGUCUGGUUGGGGCUGAAUAUUUUCCUGUUUGUGUAUGCCUACCUGAAAUACGCGAAAGGUGACAAGUACUACUACACGAGAGAAAUCCUUGGGUCGACAUUGGCCUGUGCCCGAGCAUCUGCUUUCUGCUUGAAUUUUAACAGCAUGCUGAUCCUGCUUCCCAUGUGUCGCAAUCUGCUGUCAUUCCUGAGGGGCACCUGCUCAUUUUGCAGCCGCACAAUGAGAAAGCAAUUGGAUCACAACCUCACCUUCCACAAGCUGGUGGCAUAUAUGAUCUGCCUACACACAGCUAUUCACAUUAUUGCACACCUGUUUAACUUUGACCGCUACAGCAGAAGCCGACGGGCCACAGAUGGAUCCCUUGCUUCCAUUCUCUCCAACCUAUCUCAUCAUGAGAAAGACGGGGGUUCUUGGCUAAAUCCCAUCCACUCCCCCAACAUGACAGUGGAGUAUGUGACAUUCACAAGCAUCGCUGGUCUCACUGGAGUAAUCAUGACAAUAGCCCUGGUUCUCAUGGUAACUUCAGCUACAGAGUUUAUACGGAGGAACUAUUUUGAGGUCUUCUGGUAUACUCACCACUUUUUUAUUGUCUAUAUCCUCGGCUUAGGGAUUCACGGCAUUGGUGGAAUUGUCCGGGGUCAAACAGAAGAGAGCAUGAAUGAGAGUCAUCCUCACAAGUGUGCAGAGGCUUUUCAGAAGUGGGAUGAUCCUGACUCCUACUGCAGACACCCCCAAUUUGAAGGGAACCCCGCCGAGUCUUGGAAGUGGAUUCUUGCGCCAGUCGUUCUUUAUAUCUUUGAGAGGAUCCUCCGGUUUUAUCGCUCCCAGCAGAAGGUUGUGAUUACCAAGGUUGUCAUGCAUCCAUCCAGAGUGUUGGAAUUGCAAAUGAACAAGUGUGGCUUCAGAAUGGAAGUGGGACAGUAUAUCUUUGUUAACUGCCCCUCAAUCUCCCUACUGGAGUGGCAUCCCUUUACUCUGACCUCCGCUCCAGAGGAAGAUUUCUUCUCCAUUCAUAUCCGAGCAGCGGGGGACUGGACAGAAAAGCUCAUAAAGGCUUUUGAACAACAGCAUUCACCCUUUCCCAGGAUUGAGGUGGAUGGUCCCUUUGGCACAGUCAGUGAGGAUGUUUUCCAGUAUGAAGUUGCUAUGCUGGUUGGAGCAGGAAUUGGGGUCACCCCCUUUGCUUCCAUCUUGAAAUCCAUCUGGCACAAAUUCCGGCAUGCAGACCACAACCUCAAAACACAAAAGAUCUAUUUCUACUGGAUCUGCAGGGAGACAGGUGCUUUUGCCUGGUUCAAUGACCUAUUGACUUCCCUGGAACAGGAAAUGGAGGAUUUAGGCAGAGUGGGUUUUCUAAACUACCGCCUCUUUCUUACCGGAUGGGACAGCAACAUUGCUGGUCAUGCAGUAUUAAACUUUGACAGGGCCACUGACAUCCUGACAGGUCUGAAACAGAAAACUUUCUUUGGGAGACCAAUGUGGGACAAUGAGUUUUCUUCAAUAGCUACUGCCCACCCCAAGUCUGUGGUGGGAGUUUUCUUGUGUGGUCCCCGGACUUUGGCAAGGAGCCUGCAGAAAUGCUGUCACCGAUACUCCAGUCUGGAUCCUAGGAAGGUUCAAUUCUACUUCAACAAAGAAAAUUUCUGA